AUGAGGGAAUCCACAGUGGCAGGUGCAACUGGGGGAGAAGUUCCUGAGCAAAACCAGGAUGUGUCACAACCCCCGAGGAGGAAGGCUACGAGAGUGACCAUCUGGGAACCCUCCAGCACUCCACGAGCAGCUAUUGCCCCUGCUCAACAGGGAAAAGGAAAGCAGAAGCUUUCUAAGCACCCCGAGCCUAUACUUGAGUCCUCGGAUGAGAAUGACAAGCCUACUGAUAAAGUGUUCAAUUUAUACACCAACCCUACUACCACUACUCCUGCAAGCAAGAAGAAAUCGAACCGGCGCCAGCCCCGAGAAGGCUGUAGUGACCCAUCCGUAAAAAGAGCUCGGACGAAGGACCCUCCUGCACCAACUCCUUCGAAAGAGACGACUCCUCCUCCAGGUCCUGCCGACCAGAAUCCUCCAGCUCCCACCGACCAGAACCCUCUAGUUGUUGCCAACCCUAGCCCCGCUGCUCAGCUAGAUAAAACUCUGGUUGAGGCUAUUCUGAACUCCGCCUGCACCUCGGCCAGCGACAGGCUGAAGAAACUGUCCAGACACCGGAUUAUUUUGGAAUCCUUCAGCAACUCCCCCACCAUGCCGGUCGACCAGCUUCUUAAUCGCGGGCUAAACGAACUACUCACUGGGAUUCUGACCGUGAGUACUAGUUGGCGUCGCUCGGAGGAGGCGGUCGCCAAGCAUGCUGAAGAAAUCAAGGCGGUUGAGGGAAGGCUUGCCGAGCAGCACAAGAUGGUUGAGGCUAAGCAUGUUGAGGAGUUGCAAACAGCUGUGGCUAAGAUCUCCAAGCUUGAGGAGGAGCUGAAGAAGAAGGAGGACUCCGAGUUGGAAAUCAGCCGCAAAGAGGUUGCUGACCUUGAGGAGACCAAUGCUCGCAACCUGGAGAAGUAUGAGGGAGCGACCUUCCAGUGCUUCUACAUGUUCUGGAAGAGCAAUCCCAAGGCGGACUUCACCUACUUACCAGACCCUAUAAGGGAGGCUGAGUUGGUGAAGUGUGUUGCUCGGCUGGAAGAGGAGGAGAGGGCUCAGGGAUCCCCUGAGAUAUCUUUAGCAACGGGCAUUGAGGGAGUCAAUGAAGAUGUUGGGGCCACCGUCAACCAGCAACCACAAGAGCCUCAGGAUCCUUCUGAUGCUUCAUAA
Messenger RNA from Humulus lupulus (European hop), 1149 nucleotides. RefSeq lists its product as uncharacterized. The record is from RefSeq and is a predicted model, not a curated record. The transcript is spliced from 4 exons. NCBI's taxonomy places the organism in Eukaryota, Viridiplantae, Streptophyta, Magnoliopsida, Rosales, Cannabaceae. The coding region runs from base 1 to 1149 and encodes 382 amino acids.